AUGUCGAAGGCUGAGGUGCUGAGAGCGCUGGACAAUGGAGGAGUACGAGCAGGAGAUCCGCCUGCACAGGAGCAGGCAGCCGGACGGACACCCUGCCGAGAGCCGGGGGGGCCCGCACGGGUCUCCCUGAGCCCCACAAAGUUUACGGCGGAUAAAGGAGCAUCACAGGAGCAGAAGAGCCCCGGUCUGCACCGGGAGAGUCCAGAACCGCCACGAGUCAAAGAUGAACAUGAGGGGCUCUGGACCAAUCAGCCGGGAGAGCGGCCCGGAGUGCACGAGGACCUCACCAUCAUUCCCGUCACCGUGAAGAUUGAGGAGGAGGUGGAAGAGAGCACUCAGUCCCCCGACCUCCUUCACACCCGCAGCGAGCUCAGCAGCCGCCAGCUGCAGGCACGAGCUGGUGGAGAGGAUCGAGCAGGACCAGAAGCAGCCAGAAACCUCCACCCGCAGCCUGUCAGGACUUCCUCUGACACCGGGGCCCCAGAGGACGCUCCAGUGCAGAGCGGGAAACCGCCGUCAGAGGACGCUGUGAGAGACGCGGGAAGUAACUUAGCCAAGAAACCUUACAGCUGCUCUGAGUGCGGCAAACGCUUCGGAGGCAAGAACCACCUGCAGAGCCACAUGAAGAGCCACACGGGGGAGAAAACGUGCCCGUUCUGCGGCAAGAAAAUCUCCAAGAGCUCCAACUUCACCACACACCUGCGCGUGCACACCGGGGAGAAGCCCUUCACCUGCUCCGUGUGCAACACGAGCUUCAGCCUGCGCAACACGCUCGUCAACCACAUGAGGGUGCACACGGGCGAGAAGCCGUUCAGCUGCUCCGUCUGCGCCAAGAAGUUCACCAACAAGGCCAACGUCAUCACGCACAUGGCCGUCCACUCGGAGGAGAAGCCCUUUAAGUGCAACGUGUGCGACAAAAGGUUCACGUGGCAUUCGCAGGUCAAAAAGCACAAGUGCGUCGCCGAAAGCAGCAAGACGUGAACGCCGCGAGGAUGACAGCUCGGCGUGGCGUCACAGCUCAGCCAGCCCGUCGCUCACCCUCGCCUGACGGUGGAAUCAAAACUUCAUUCAGACAUCAGCAGAAACCAGCGUGUUCCUGUUUUCACUGCAAGAACGACCUCGUGACGCGGACGCCGUCGGGAAUGCUGUCCGUACACCGGCAGCAGCAGCGUGUCCGCACUCUGUGUGACAUCACACGCGUGGUCACACCUGCUGCAGGUGGGAGGGAGGCAGCUUCGUAACCUCCUGGAUCCGACGUGCAGUCGUGCAUUGCUGAGUAAUUAGAGUCACGUGUUUGUCGUCCACGUCGCACAUCCCCGCUGCUGAUCAGCUGACUGCGGUCAGGUGACAGG
Molecule: messenger RNA, 1352 nt
Organism: Maylandia zebra (zebra mbuna)
Lineage: Eukaryota; Metazoa; Chordata; Actinopteri; Cichliformes; Cichlidae
Source: RefSeq, a predicted model, not a curated record